This is a messenger RNA of Chionomys nivalis (European snow vole), 3292 nucleotides long. RefSeq names its product mahogunin ring finger 1 (gene Mgrn1). The record is from RefSeq and is a predicted model, not a curated record. The coding region runs from base 174 to 1910 and encodes 578 amino acids. Gene Ontology annotation, cellular component: cytoplasm; early endosome; plasma membrane. Lineage: Eukaryota; Metazoa; Chordata; Mammalia; Rodentia; Cricetidae. Gene Ontology annotation, biological process: negative regulation of G protein-coupled receptor signaling pathway; protein ubiquitination; endosome to lysosome transport. The transcript has 17 exons. Gene Ontology annotation, molecular function: ubiquitin protein ligase activity.
GCGGGACGGGGCGGGGCGCCAGGCUAGGCCAGGGCGUCCGGGGGCGGGGGUUGUGGGGAGGUGCUGCCGCGGCGGUGGACGCGCCUCUGUGCGGCCUGCACUGGGCCAUGUCGGUGUGAGAACGCCGCAGCCGUCACCCCUUCCUCUCCGACCGGCCAGCCGAACUGCACACCAUGGGCUCCAUCCUGAGUCGCCGCAUCGCGGGCGUGGAGGACAUCGACAUUCAGGCCAACUCAGCCUACCGCUAUCCCCCGAAGUCGGGAAACUACUUUGCUUCGCACUUUUUCAUGGGAGGCGAGAAAUUUGACACCCCACAUCCUGAAGGCUACCUCUUUGGAGAGAACAUGGAUCUGAACUUCCUGGGCAGUCGUCCAGUCCAGUUUCCCUAUGUCACUCCUGCCCCCCAUGAGCCAGUAAAGACCCUGAGGAGCCUGGUGAACAUCCGCAAAGACUCCCUCCGGCUUGUGAGGUACAAAGACGAUGCAGACAGCCCUACAGAGGACGGUGAGAAGCCCCGUGUGCUCUACAGUCUGGAAUUCACCUUUGAUGCUGAUGCCCGCGUGGCUAUCACCAUUUAUUGCCAGGCAGUAGAGGAGUUCUUGAACGGCAUGGCAGUGUACAGCUGUAAAAACCCUUCUCUGCAGUCUGAGACCGUCCACUACAAGAGGGGCGUUAGCCAACAGUUCUCGCUGCCUUCUUUCAAGAUUGACUUUUCCGAGUGGAAGGAUGAUGAGCUGAACUUUGACCUGGAUCGGGGUGUGUUUCCAGUUGUCAUACAGGCUGUGGUGGACGAGGGAGACGUUGUGGAAGUGGCUGGACAUGCUCAUGUGCUCUUGGCUGCCUUUGAGAAGCACGUGGAUGGCAGCUUCUCUGUGAAGCCGUUAAAGCAGAAGCAAAUUGUGGACCGUGUCAGCUACCUGUUGCAGGAGAUCUACGGCAUUGAGAAUAAGAACAACCAGGAGACCAAGCCUUCCGAUGACGAGAACAGUGACAACAGCAGUGAGUGUGUGGUGUGCCUGUCAGACCUGCGGGACACGCUGAUCCUGCCCUGCCGCCACCUGUGCCUUUGCACUUCCUGUGCUGACACACUGCGGUACCAGGCCAACAACUGCCCCAUCUGCCGGCUGCCAUUCCGAGCUCUCCUGCAGAUCCGGGCUGUUCGGAAGAAGCCAGGGGCCCUGUCGCCCAUCUCCUUCAGCCCUGUCUUGGCCCAGAGUGUGGACCAUGAUGAGCACUCUUGUCCCUUUAAAAAAUCAAAGUCGCACCCUGCCUCCCUGGCCAGCAAGAAACCUAAAAGGGAAACAAAUUCUGACAGUGUCCCACCUGGCUAUGAGCCCAUCUCCUUACUCGAGGCACUCAAUGGUCUACGGGCUGUCUCCCCGGCUAUCCCAUCAGCUCCCCUCUAUGAGGAAAUCACCUACUCAGGCAUCUCGGAUGGUCUGUCCCAGGCCAGCUGUCCUCUCGCUGGACUCGAUCGAAUCAUAGAAAGCGGCCUACAGAAGGGAAAGCCACAGAGUAAAUCUCCGGACAGCACCCUGCGGUCUCCAUCAUCCCCCAUCCACGAGGAGGACGAGGAGAAGCUUUCAGAGGACUCGGAUGCUCCUCUCCCACCGAGCAGUGUGGAACUUGCGCUGCGGGAGAGCAGCUCCCCUGAGAGUUUUGGAACAGAGGAGGUGGAUGAGCCAUCCCUAAAGCAAGGGAGCCGAGUGCCCUCUAUUGAUGAUGUCCUGCAGGAUGGCAGCCCCCAGCACCAUGGUUGCAGCCAACCAGUCCCUCCUGCCGACAUUUACCUACCAGGAUGGUCCACCUCCAUGGAGACGCCACACAGCCUUGGCACCACCACCUCCCCCUGGCCUCUGCUGAGUGGCUCUAGUUCUGAGCCUGGAGCUACUGAGCUGACCCCACUCUGAGAGCCUGGCUCAGCUGGUAGCACAGAGCCCUCAAUAUCCCCAAAAUUGCCAGGAGGCUUCCCUGGAGCCCAGUGAGACCCUGGCCUCUCCUGUCUGCACGCCUGAUGUGGCUUCUGGGCUUUGAGGGGCCAUAGUGAACCUUGAUGAAAUUGCACAGUGGACUGCUCUUCCACACACCCUCCUUUCUAUGGUCGAUAUAUUUGUAAAUGGUACAAGAUGAAGGACAGCAGCUUCCUCCAUGGGCCAUAGGCCCUAGAGGGUCUUCCAACUGCCAAGGUUGGUGUUCUGAGCACUUAAACCAACAGAAGAGAAUCUACCCAAGAAGUGAAGUUCGGGAAGGGUGGGCAACCCUGGUUACGGUUGAUGAAGGAAAUGGUGCCUGUCUGCCUGUCCCAUGUGUGUCCUGUUCUCUACUCCCUACUAGUGACCUCUGACAGCCGGGGCAGCUGGGGCAGACCUCAGUGGUCAGAGUGUGUUAACAAGACAGCCAUUGCAGUGGUUGGUACCCAGGACCCCUUACAGGCCCCGCUUCACUCCCUCCCUCACAGCCUCCAAGAUGAAGAUGUUCACACUUGCAGGGCAGCACUGCCCACCACCUGCCAGGGAAGAGCCUGAGCAGCUUCCAUAGCAGACAUCGGCAGUUACACGUCCUGUUUUGUUUCCCGUUGGUUAAUUGUCUUAAGGCUCCUGUCCGAGCCAGCCUAGGAGCAGUGCCCCAGUGAUAUUUUGUUUCUUUUUUUCUUUUUUUUUUUUUUCUUUUUUUUUUGGUUUUUCGAGACAGGGUUUCUCUGUGGUUUUGGAGCCUGUCCUGGAACUAGCUCUUGUAGACCAGGCUGGUCUCGAACUCACAGAGAUCCGCCUGCCUCUGCCUCCCAAGUGCUGGGAUUAAAGGCGUGUGCCACCACUGCCAGGCUGUGAUACUUUGUUUCUAAGGUAAAGGCCCCUGGGUGGCCCUAGGACAGAAGUGCCUAGGCAGUGCGGCUGACCUGGUGGGCAGGUAUGGAACUGCCCUGCCACUCACCCAGGUGACAACUUGUAGCAAUGCUUGGAGCCCCCCUUUUAGGCUCAGGGUUGCUUGAGCUCUGGCUCUGGCUCUGCCCCUUUCUAGCAGUGGCUGGCCUGGUCUCUGUGAACAGAGCCUUGUCUGCAUAUCCAUCUGCCCUCUCCUGCUGAACGCACACAUAAUGCACACAUGUCAGCAUGUGCAUGCCCACCCCCCCCCCUGCCAACACCCUGGCCUCUGGCCGUGUACUGGUGCCAGCACUUUGGAAGGUGGGAGGCAGACUUCAGACUCACAUGUGCUAUCAUUUGAUGGACCCUGAUUGGCUAGUUUUGGGGUUGUUUUUACUGUAUAUUUAUAGUAAUAAAAUCAUGCAGCAAUA